This is a messenger RNA of Mya arenaria, 5793 nucleotides long. Its product is annotated as DNA repair protein RAD50-like. The transcript is spliced from 40 exons. Gene Ontology annotation, molecular function: double-stranded telomeric DNA binding; single-stranded telomeric DNA binding; G-quadruplex DNA binding. Lineage: Eukaryota; Metazoa; Mollusca; Bivalvia; Myida; Myidae. Gene Ontology annotation, biological process: telomere maintenance via recombination; telomere maintenance via telomerase; double-strand break repair. Gene Ontology annotation, cellular component: nucleus; Mre11 complex; condensed nuclear chromosome. Bases 189 to 4130 code for a protein of 1313 amino acids. The record is from RefSeq and is a predicted model, not a curated record.
CUCAUGUCAUAGCAAAUUAACUUAUUGUUACUGUUACUGUUACUGACUGCUGUUUGGCACUAUACUAUAAGUAAGAAUCUAGGCGAAAGACAUGACGUGACAUGACAGUAAAAGCAAAAGAUCGGACAUAUUAAGGAGCAAUCAAUGUAAAAAACACAUUUGGAGCAGUUUCUUUCAACACGUAAAAGAUGUCGAAGAUAGAGAAAAUGAGCAUCCAGGGGAUUCGGAGCUUCGACCCGGAUGAAGAUAACAAACAGAUCAUCCAGUUUCAGACUCCCCUCACCUUAAUUCUGGGACCAAAUGGCACUGGAAAAACGACCAUAAUAGAAUGCUUGAAGUACAUAACCACAGGGUUGAUGCCUCCUGGCAGCAGCAAGGGAGGAGCUUUCAUACAUGAUCCAAAGGUUGCCGGUGAACGUGAAGUAAGGGGUCAGAUCAGACUACAGUUACGCGACGUCACCCACUGCCCAUUGAUUGUCACCCGUUCGCUCACCGCCACACAGAAGGGUAAGAAAGUUGAGAUGAAGACGCUCGAAGCGCAGGUUACGCGGAUUAACGCCAACGGGGAAAAACAACAGACCAGCUCCAAGUGUAUCGACCUAGACAGGGAGAUGAUCUCUUCAUUGGGUGUGUCCAAGCCGGUCCUUGAAAAUGUGAUAUUUUGCCACCAGGAAGAAGCUAACUGGCCCCUUGGUGAGGGGAAGCAAGUGAAGGAGAAGUUUGACGCCAUCUUUGCGUCCACCCGCUAUGUGAAGGCCCUCGAAUCUAUCAAGAAAACUAAGAAGGAACAGGAUGAGAAAUUAAAGCUGUAUAAGAAUGAUAUACAGUACCUCAAACAGAACAAGGAAAAGGCCCAUCAGUUGGAGGCGGACCUGUCAGAGCAGGAGGGUAAGUUGGCAGCCUCGCAUGAGUCAGUGGAUCGCGUCAAGAACCAGCUUGCGCCUAUUGAAGAGAAGAUGAAGAAGAUUGACAACCAGUCUGCUGAGAUCUUCAACAUACAGAACAACGUCACCAAGUGGACGAGUGAGAGGAAGCAGAUUGAGAAGUAUGCUGCAGAACUGCAGGACCAGAUAGAAAAUGAGUUCCAGGGGUCAGACAGUGAGCUGAAACGUGUGCUGACAGAGUUCGAGGACAAACUAGAGGACCGGCAGAGAACCCUGCAGGAGUAUGAGGGUCGUCAAGGAGAAUUGAGUCGGAAAGUUGAGAAACUGGACCGGGAAAAGUCGGCCAUCUUGGUAGAGCUAGGUAGAUUGGAGCAGGAAGCAGAGAGGCAAGACAAAAAUGUUGAAAAGAGAGAUGACCUGAUAAAAGAGUAUGCCCAAGAGUAUGGAUUUCAAGGCCUACAUGGCGGUAUCACGGAUGAGAAGUACAAGCAGUUCUUGAAGAAUAUGAAGGAAAAGCUGGACACCAUGAUAAGCACAACCAGGGAAACUAAGGAAGACUAUGAUGGGCGGGAGCAGGAUCUUCAGUUGAAGAUAGAUGAGCUGAGGUCGGAGAAAUCAAAACUAGAGCAGAACAUCCAUAUCAAGAAGGACAUGCUGGAUGAGAAUCGGCGGAAGGAACGUGAGAUAAACAGGAAGUUGAGUGCCAUAGAGGCUUCAGGUGGACGCCUCGAUCAAAUCAAAAGGAAUCUUCGCAGAAAGGAGAAUGACCUUGAGACCGUUGAAGGCUCCCUGAACCCUGAGGAUCUGCGCCAGGAGAUGGCCACCAUGUCUGACCAGAAGGCCGCACUUGAGGGGAACAUCAGCAAACUGGAUUCUGAAAUGAGCCGGCUUCACCUUGAGACGAGCGCCCAGGCUGAGCUGGAUAUGCUGAGGAAGGACCAGGCGAGCAAACAAGAGGCCAUCCGCAGGCUGCGCGCCAAGAGGGAGAGUGUGAUAAAAGAGUUGCUGGGCCGCAUGCCGGAAGACAGCCUCCGGGAGGAUCUCGAGGACUAUAUCAGUACCCGGAAUGAUGCCGUUAGGCGGACCACAGACAAGCAAAACUCGGUGAAGAACUCCCUGUCUACAAUGGAGGCCAAGAAGAAUCUAUACACGGAACAAGUGAAGAAGAAGGAAGGUGAAUUGAGAGGCUUGGAGGAGCGUGUGUAUAAUGUGUGUGGCAGUCAGAACUUUGAUGAGGGCCUCAGCAUUAUCACAGAGAAGGUGGACAGGGCACGAGACCAGCGUGGUUCCCUGUUGGGUGCUGAACAUUUCUUCAAAAAAUACACAGCAGACCUACAGAAGGAAAGCCCCUGUUGUCCCCUGUGUCACAGGGGAUUUGAUUCCACCCAGGAGGUCCGAGACCUAGUUGCUGAGAUCAAGGAGAACCUGAGGAAGGUUCCUGGGAAACUGGAGAAAGCCACACAAGAAAUGGAAGAGUUUCAAGAAAAAUAUGACCAGAUCAAUCAGCUUAAACCAGUCAAGGAAAAUAUUGAGAAAGUGGAGAAAGAGGAGCUUCCACAGCUGAAGAAAUCCCUCAAGUCGUGCCAGGACGAGUCACAAAAAUUAAGGGACCAACUCGUAGAGAUUGAAGAGGCACUUGACAUAGAAGCAGGUGAUGUCCAGAUGGCGAAGGAGGCCCAACCUGAUGUUGUGAUGAUUGACAGGUACCAGGGCGAACUGGUAGACUUGGAGAAGAAAAUCACCAUUCAGGCCUCUAAACUUUCCUCCUCAGGGUCAGGCAGGACUCUACAGAUGGUGAUAGAUGAAAAGGAGGAACUGCAGAUAAAAGUGGACGGCUUAUUGAAGCAGAUUGACUUCAAGCGAGGUAAGUUGACGGAUCACCAGGACAGUGUACAGAGCUUGCGGGGUGGGAUCACGGGCCUGCGUGAGGAGAAGCUGACCAUUGAACGUGACCUGCAGGAGCAACAUAAGCUUGAGGAGGACAAGGCGAACAUCGCUCUCGAGGAUGGGAACCUUCAACAGGAGAUUAAGGAUUCCAAUGAAAAGCUGAGACCAUUACAGAGCAAGAUCAACAACAUGACGAAGGACAAGGAAGAGGUUGUGAGAGAGAAGGAAGAAAAGAUUGAAGCGUCGAAGGCUGAGGUUGAAGUUGUGAAAGGACAUGCUACAGAAGUGAGGAAUAUCAAUCAUGAAAUCAAAAGUUACAACCAGUCUGGACGAGCAGGAAAACUUGAGGAGAGUCGAGGGAAGAAGAAUAAGUUGGAGCAAAGUCAACAGCAGAUGGAGGAGGAACAGCGAGAUAUAGCUGGAAACAUUGAUAAGUUACGCAAGGACCUUGCCACACAAAAGCUGCGCGAGCAGGACUUAAAGAACAACCUGAUAUUGCGGGCGAAGCAGCGAGAGUCUCGGGAGAUAAGGGUCAAGAUUGCUGAGCUAGAGGAAAAACUAGGGGACAUCGAUGUUGCAUAUCUCGAUCAGGAACGGAGAAAACUCGAGAGCAAACUUCAAGACCUCACCAAGCAGAGGCACACUGCGGAGGGACGUCAGACCGAGCUGGAGAACCAGAUCCGAGCCUCCAAGAGGGAGCUGCAGUCUGACAUGUACCGUGGGGCUGUGGAGAAGUACAGGAACAAGAUGAUUGACCUUCGGACUACAGAGCUGGCAAAUACUGACCUGGAGAAAUACUACAAGGCUUUAGAUAAGGCGAUCAUGAACUACCACAAUGUAAAGAUGGAGGAAAUCAACAAAAUCAUCCGUGAACUCUGGAGAAAUACGUACAAGGGAAAUGACAUAGAGACUAUAGAGAUCCGUUCAGACGAGGAUGAUUCUACUACAUCCAUAAGGACUCGUAAGACAUACAACUACCGCGUGGUGCUGAUCAAACCAGGAGGCGUCGUCAUAGACAUGAGGGGGCGCUGCAGUGCUGGACAAAAGGUGUUGGCUUCAUUGCUGAUCCGUCUUGCUUUGGCGGAGACAUUCUGUCUGAACUGUGGCAUUCUGGCGCUGGAUGAGCCGACCACCAACCUAGACCGGGAAAACAUUGAGAGUCUGGCUGGGGCUCUUGUAGACAUCAUCAAGGGACGUCGUCACCAGAAGAACUUCCAGCUCGUCGUGAUCACCCAUGACGAGGAUUUUGUGGAACUACUUGGCAGAUCAGACUAUGUGGACUACUUUUUCAAAGUUGCCAAGAACCAGUAUGGGUUUUCCCAGCUGACCAAGAAGGAGGUUACGGAACUUAGAAGUUAGAAUCCUGACGAGACAUAUACCGUACUGACAUUUGUGAAUAUUCCUCUGUUGUGUUGGAAAUCAGACCAACUGGAUCAGCCAGCAGUGUUCAGAAGUGCUAUAUUUAUGCCCCCUUUUGAAAAAAGUGGGGUAUAUUGUUUUGCACAUGUCGGUCGGUCGGUCGGUCUGUCUGUCUGUCUGUCGGUCGGUCGGUCGGAAUACCAAAUGGUUUCCGAUCAAUAACUUGAGAACGCUUUGACCGAGGGACCUCAUACUUGGUAUGUGUAUUGGUCAUCACCAGCAGAUGAACCCUAUUGAUUUUGAGGUCAGUGGGUCAAAGGUCAAGGUCAGUGUGACCUUUACAUGAAAAACGGUUUCCGAUCAAUAACUUGAGAACGCUUUGACCCAGGAACCUCAUACUUGGUAGGUGUAUUGGUCAUGACCAGCAGAUGAACCCUAUUGAUUUUGAGGUCAGUGGGUCAAAGGUCAAGGUCAGUGUGACCUUAACAUGAAAAACGGUUUCCGAUCAAUAACUUGAGAACGCUUUGACCCAGGGACCUCAUACUAGGUAGGCUUAUUGGUCAUGACCAGCAGAUGAACCCUAUUGAUUUUGAGGUCAGUGGGUCAAAGGUCAAGGUCAGUGUGACCUUUACAUGAAAAACGGUUUCCGAUCAAUAACUUGAGAACGCUUUGACCCAGGAACCUCAUACUUGGUAGGUGUAUUGGUCAUGACCAGCAGAUGAACCCUAUUGAUUUUGAGGUCAAAGGUCAAGGUCAGUGUGACCUUAACAUGAAAAACGGUUUCCGAUCAAUAACUUGAGAACGCUUUGACCCAGGGACCUCAUACUAGGUAGGCUUAUUGGUCAUGACCAGCAGAUGAACCCUAUUGAUUUUGAGGUCAGUGGGUCAAAGGUCAAGGUCAGUGUGACUGUAAGCUGAAAAAAGGUUUUCUGAUUGUCCAUAUUUUAUUUUCUUAUAUAGUAGACAGUAGAAAUUUAUAUGUCACUAAAUGCAUGAGUUGAAGUAUCAGUUUUCAGUGAACAUCUAGUUUAAUUAUGCCCCCCUUCGAAGCAGAGGGGUUAUAUAAUUGCUUUGCACAUGUCGGUCGGUCUGUUGGAAGACCAAAGCUUGUCCGAGUGAUAACUCAACAAUUCCCGGACCUAUGGUCAUCAAACUUGACAUGAAGAUUAGGUAUGACCAGUAGAUGACCUGCCUCAUAUGCAUCCAAUGACAAAUCAGCUGUCAUUUCAGUCCAUGCAUAUUUCAUUCAAUUGUCCAAAUAUUUCUGGCAACUUGGCACUCAGGGGGCAUAAUGUUUGACAAACAUCUCUUGUUGUAUUUUGUUUUGCAAAGGAUUAAGUCUGUUUGACACUAAUUCUUUCAUCAUUGUAUAUACAUCAUUAUACAUGUAUAUGGACAAGGUAUCUUGUGGAAAUUUUCUUUCAACAAAUAGCAAAUGUUACAAUUUUAAUCAAAUUGAUAACUCUUUUUUUUCAUUGAUAAAUUAAUUGAACUGAAUGUGAAUUGAAUGCAUGAACCAAAAACGUUUUGUUUAAAACGCCAUGUACAUGUUUUUGAAGCAAUUAAAUUUUUUGUGGUUAACAAUUCUACAUAUUGAAUUUAAUGUUGAUUUGGAUUAUUGAUGUUUUGUUACUAGAGAAUAAAUUUGUUCAGCUACUCUUAA